Ochotona curzoniae (black-lipped pika) is the source of this 746-nucleotide messenger RNA. It is a transcript of the gene ARHGDIG, whose product is annotated as Rho GDP dissociation inhibitor gamma. Gene Ontology annotation, cellular component: cytosol; cytoplasm; membrane. The record is from RefSeq and is a predicted model, not a curated record. The transcript is spliced from 6 exons. The coding region runs from base 1 to 693 and encodes 230 amino acids. Gene Ontology annotation, molecular function: protein binding; Rho GDP-dissociation inhibitor activity. Lineage: Eukaryota; Metazoa; Chordata; Mammalia; Lagomorpha; Ochotonidae. Gene Ontology annotation, biological process: Rho protein signal transduction.
AUGCUGGGCCUGGACGCGUGCGAGCUGGGGGCGCAGCUGCUGGAGCUGCUGCGGCUGGCGCUGUGCGCCCGAGUCCUCCUGGCUGACAAGGAGGGUGGGCAGCUGGUCGCGGCGUCCGAGGAAGAGGAGGAGGUGCUGGACGAGGCGGUGCCGGGGUACCGGGCCCCGAGCCAGAAGAGCUUGAUGGAGAUCCUGCAGCUGGACCCCGGGGACGCCAGCCUGGCCACGUACAAGCGGGUGCUGCUGGAGCCCCUGCCGCCUGUUGCGGACCCCAGCCUGCCCCAAGUGCAGGUGAUGCGGCUGACGCUGCUGUCGGAGCAGGCCCCGGGGCCCGUCACCAUGGACCUCACAGGAAACCUGGCUGAGCUGAAGGACCAGGUGUUUGUGCUGAAAGAGGGUGUCAACUACAGGGUGAAGAUCACCUUCAAGGUCAACAGGGAGAUUGUCAGCGGGCUCAAGUGUGUCCAUCACACCUACCGGCAUGGCCUGCGCGUGGACAAGGCCGUGUGCAUGGUGGGCAGUUACGGCCCCCGAGCAGAGGAGUACGAGUUUGUGACAGCUGAGGAGGAGGUGCCGCGGGGCCUGCUGGCGCGGGGCCCCUACAUCGUGUGCUCGCUGGUCACCGACGACGACAGGACCAGACACCUGUGCUGGCAGUGGGGCCUCCUCAUCGGCCGGGCCUGGGAGGACUGAGUCCCCAGGCCGCCCCUGCUUGCGGUCCUGUCUCCCCACCUCUUCCAGUGGCU